Molecule: messenger RNA, 789 nt
Organism: Eremothecium gossypii ATCC 10895
Lineage: Eukaryota; Fungi; Ascomycota; Saccharomycetes; Saccharomycetales; Saccharomycetaceae
Product: ACL101Cp
Exons: 1
Coding region: 1-789 (262 amino acids)
Biological process (GO): anaphase-promoting complex-dependent catabolic process
Cellular component (GO): anaphase-promoting complex
Source: RefSeq, marked provisional
AUGGCGAUCGAGGCGCUGGGGAUCUAUCUUGGAUGCGCGAGCGAGGAGCGGGAGCGCAGCGUAGCGGAGCUGCCGGUGCUCGGGGACCUCGAGCAGCAGGCGCCGGCGGAGCGGGGGUGGGAGGAGCGGCGCGGGGGGCGGGCAGGCGUGGCGAAGCUCAAGCGGCGGCGGCACGCGCCGCUGUCGGCGUACUCGACGUACUCGCAGCGGCCGCUGUCGACGAGCGCGCGGUUCAGCGAGUUUGACCUGGAGGAGCUAAUUGCGCAGCGGACGCUGGCGUACAUCCGCACGCUGGGGCACGGCAGCAUCCGGCCGAUUGGGAUCGGCAAGACGGUGCGCGAGCUAGAGCGGGAGAAGCAGGGGCGGCAGGAGAACCAACCCGCGGCGGCGGGGCCCGAGGACUGCCAGCCGCGGCCGGUGGAGAACCGGGACGAGCUGGCAGGGGCGCUGGAGCACAUGGCGUUCGACUUGGACCGCGGCCUGCAGUCGGAACAGGAGGAGAGCUACAACUACGACGACGAGUUCGACCGGGUGGAGGAGGAGGCGACAGUGGAGCCGCGGCCGACGGAGCGCGUGCCGGCGGGCACGCGGCUGUACGGCGACUCGCAGCUGCCGGAGGCGGCGUACCUGGCGGCGUACGCGCACGAACUGGAGCCGCCGGAGGCGGCUGAGCUGACGUCGCUGAGCGUACCGGGCAGCGCGGGGCUGGGCGGGCCCGUGCAGGGCUCGCGCGUGUCCAGCCUGAACGCGGGGCGCGCGGAGGGCGCGCGCGAGCGGUAUCUAGAGUAG